Aspergillus sclerotioniger CBS 115572 is the source of this 1090-nucleotide messenger RNA. RefSeq lists its product as uncharacterized. The coding region runs from base 270 to 956 and encodes 228 amino acids. The transcript has a single exon. NCBI's taxonomy places the organism in Eukaryota, Fungi, Ascomycota, Eurotiomycetes, Eurotiales, Aspergillaceae. The record is from RefSeq and is a predicted model, not a curated record.
UACUACAUAGUUGGUACUCCUUCCCCUGCCGCCUCAGUCAGCAGCAACUCAGGAGACUAACUAACUCCUUCUAAUCCCUAAUCCCAGACCCAAAACAAAGACCGUCGCUGCUCUCAAAGGAAGCGAUGCGUAAUCUCCAUUUUCGAGGAAAACUGACAUAGUAUUUCCUUGGUUUCUGCCACCACCACUAGGUUCCUAGUCCUUAACAUGCCCCCAACCCAUGCACAGACACCGGCCGAGCGCCCAUUCGGGCACCAAUAGUGGCAAUCAUGGUCUGUGUGUCCAAUGUGUCAACGGUAAGACAGUUUCGUCCAGCCUUUCCUGGUGACUAUUCUCCAGUCAGCCUCACGAAUAAUACGAACCGCCAUCUUGCUGCUGGCCGGGCCGCCUGGACGGGUUCGGGAAGCGGUUUGACAUGUUUCUAUGCCCCGGUGGAAGAAGGUAUGACAGCAGCAGCGCGUUGCGGGGGGUGCCCGGUCUCAUCCCUUUGGAUUGCAUGGCCAGCCGAGUCGAUCGCGACAGGUGUCAAGUCGUCGCACGCGACGACAGCCUACCAAUGCGAGCCAGCCGAAGCGCGCGCGCGGUUUUUCCUCGACGCCACUGGACUCAUCACAUUUCCACCGGUCUGGAACCCUCCGCAACCUCCUUUUUGUGAUCAGAGCCCUCGCGCCGUGCCGGAGAUGCUCGGCGCAAAGACAACUAACAGGGAUCCAAGUGGAGAUGAUCGUACCUACAGCUUAUGUAGGUGGACGGAGGAGUCCGUUCUGACGUACAUGCGCAUAUACAUGCAAUUGUUGGAGACAAUGAUGAAGAUUUCUGUCAUAUGCAAUUCAUCUUUGCAGACAUCCCCAUGCUGCUGCUAUCUACGGAGUAUGUUUCGGUGCGAUCGCUUUGAGGUAUGUGACCUUGGGGUGGAAGUUGGAGACGGACUUACUUUUCGCUUUUCUUUUUCCUGAUUAUUCUUUCAAACGGGAUAUCCGGAAUCCACUGCCACGGCAGUCAACCACCGUGCCCACUGCCCAUGGCGGAGCUGUCAAUUGCAGAUCAGCAUCUAAACAAAGCGCCCCGUUUCUAGAUCCUUUUUAUUCUU